This is a messenger RNA of Coffea arabica (coffee), 1344 nucleotides long. RefSeq lists its product as uncharacterized. Gene Ontology annotation, biological process: double-strand break repair via homologous recombination. The record is from RefSeq and is a predicted model, not a curated record. Gene Ontology annotation, molecular function: zinc ion binding. NCBI's taxonomy places the organism in Eukaryota, Viridiplantae, Streptophyta, Magnoliopsida, Gentianales, Rubiaceae. Gene Ontology annotation, cellular component: Shu complex.
AAGAAGUUGGGAGAAAAUUAGAAUCUAAAGUAAGAAGUUGGGAGUACUAAAUUAAUUCCGAAAUCAUUUUGCCACAAGAGCUGCCACCACUCAAAAGGGGGAAGAUAUGUUUUUUUUUUUUAAAAAAAAAAUGAAAAUUAACCCAAAUAAAGAAAGAAAUUUAGAGAGAGAGAGAGAGAGAGAGAGGGAGAGGAAAAUGGAAAAAGAAAGAGAAAUGGAGUGCUGGGCCACUGCGCCUUAACUAUAGGACUAGACAUUGCGUUCUGGCCCUUGGCGGGACGUUUGUCUGAGAUAGAGAUAGUGGGGAGGACUAGACAUUCCGAGAAUGAACACAAGCAGUUUGGUUGCAGAAGCAGCGUGGAAGGAAAUUGAGUCAAGGGGUUCAGAUGUUUAUACAUGUGAUUGUGAAUCUGGGCAGUCACGGAUGAUCAGCUCUCAACGUGAACUGCAUUUUUUGUUCGGCAAGAAUCUGGAGAAAGCGACGAGGAUAGUCGAUCAGAGAGGAGUCAAGAGAAUCUCUGGUGAACCCAGCGGCCGCUCUAUUUUUCAGGUUCUGGGAGAAUCGCGGAGGAAAGAAGAAUACUUGUGCUUCCCGGAACACUAUUGUGCUUGUUAUUCAUUCUUCUAUGACGUUGUUAACAGGGGAGAACAGCUUUGUUGUAAGCAUCAGUUAGCUGCAAGACUAGCUGCUUCCCUCGGAGCAUGCAUUGACGUUAAAAUUCCUGAUGAGGAGCUGGCUCUACUCCUCUCUAAACUCUGAACCUCUCUUUUGAAGCACAACCUUUUGUGAUUUCAACCCCGGAAGGAAGAGAUUGAAUCAAAUUUUAAUCUUUAGCAUGCGGUGAUCUUGUUUGAGAAAGUCUCCCUUUCCAUCUAUGCUGCUUUGUAUAUAUGUACAAGUGUUUGUCCACACGCUUAACAAAGCUAUUUCCUGGGUAAGGUCAAUAGUUGUGGUGGCUUUCCAAAUUAUUGAACCCCCACUACUAUUGAUGUUGAUGCACUCUAGAAUAUUUGGACAGCUUGUCCGUUGCAAGAGGCAAUCAAAUUGGUUGUCACUGCACUGCUGAGUAUGGCAUUUGCGUAGAUAUGGGGUGUUACUCUCCAAUGCAAGAGGAAUCUUCUGCAUUAGGAUCAUUCGUUCAGGAUGUUAUCCUGCUUGAGAACACACAGGGUAAUGGGAGUGAAAGUUACAUCCAUGGCCUUCUUUCCCUUCGUACAUUGCAUAUCAUCAUCAGUGUAAGAUUUGGGGGUUCAAAGUGCCAUUCUAGUUCUGCUGUCUUCUCCUACUCUUUGUUUAACUUUAUACCAGACUUGGAUAUUUUAGCCUCUGUUCUGCUUCUAGCA